Molecule: messenger RNA, 7833 nt
Organism: Acanthosepion pharaonis
Lineage: Eukaryota; Metazoa; Mollusca; Cephalopoda; Sepiida; Sepiidae
Source: the annotation of a GenBank genome assembly
AUGGACGAAGAACCGAUGGAAGCGACUGCUGAAGAACUCGUUCAUCAUCAUCAUCAGCAGCAGCAACACGUUGGUCCCACGCGGAUGGUCGCCAGAGGUCAGGAGAUGGCCGGUGGACCCCAAUUGACGUCGUCGUCAAUCGGUGACGAAAAACAGGGGUUGAUGCCGUCCUCACAACACCCUCAUCAUCACCAACACCCUCACAAUCAUCCUUGUCAAUCCCCAGACGACGAGACAACGACGAAUCAGUCGGUCAAUCAACGAAAUCCAACGACGACAACCAUCACUAAUAAUAGUAAUUUAACCCCAACAAGUCCAACCACAAAUAUACAACAAGCAGACCCCAAUGGAUCACAGGAUUCUCGAAAAUCUACCGGGGUACCCUUACUUCGACCAGGAAAUAUGGUAAUGAUGACAAUAACCCAAGAGGACUAUGAAACACAGUACUUGCCACAAUUGAUGGAUGCCAUCAAUCAGCUGUUAACAAUCACACCUGGCACCUACAUCCCUAUUUCCUAUGAACAGAUGUACAGCUGUGUCUACAAAUGCGUAUGUAAACAAUUCUCGGAGAGGCUGUACACGGAUCUGAUCAAUCACAUUCGUUCACAUCUCUCACAAAUAGAUUCUCAUUUACGGGAGUGUCGAAAUGAUUCCACUGCAUUUGUAGAGCAAUUUUCCCUUUUAAUGAACCAAUAUUUACAAGCUUUGACAGGAAUUGUGCCGAUAUUCAAUUAUAUGAAUAGAUUUUAUGUUGAAACUAAAUUGAAGACUGAUCUAAAUGACGAACUUCGGAAGCUUUUUAGUGAAAUUGUUGUGAAGCAACACAUUUCUACUUUAUUAACCUUAUUAGAGGAGGCCCUGUCUGUUCCCUUCACCAUUUCACCCCCUGUGAUGGCAAGCAUUAUUAAAAAUUUGUAUUCUUUAAACCCAGAUUAUGCUCAGAUGAAACCUGAUGUUUUUGCCAGAUAUAUUCCCAACAUUCGUCCCCCAACUUCCAUAAUGGGGCUGGAAGACUACAAAGCAGAAGCCAGACAAAUGCAACAAGAAUUGCUCCAUAACCCAGAAUUCAACUGCUCAGACUCCAGUCGCAAACGCCGCAGUGAAGAAGAGAUCCCAAGUAAAUUUUGGGGAGUAGAUCAGGCAAAGAACUUUUUCAACACCAACCUCCUAUAUUUCUCUUUCUCUUUUGUGUGUGUUUCCUUCUUUUCCUUCUCGUCUCGUUCCCUCUCUCGUCUCCUGUCCCUCCCUCUCUCGUCUCUCCCUCUCUCCUGUCUCCCCUCCCCUCCUCUCUCGUCCCUCCCCCUCCUCUCUCGUCCCGUCUCGUCCCCUCCCUCCUCCUCGUCCCCUCCCUCUCGUCCUGUCUCGUCCCUCCCUCUCGUCCCUCCCUCGUCCUCUCUCGUCCCUCCCCUCCGUCCUCUCUCGUCCCCUCCUUCUCUCGUCCCCCUCCUUGUCCCUCCCUCCCUCUCAUCUCCUCCUUGCCCCCCCUCUCUCUCAAAUUUAAAAAUUAAAACUUUUGAAGACCAAUGUCAGACAUGUCAUGAAAAUUUUGAACAGCAACAUCACACUGCAAUCAUUUUUCUUCUCUCCUUUUUCUCUUUCUCUCUCCUUUUUCUCUUUCUCUCUCCUUUUUCUCUUUCUCUCUCCUUUUUCCUUUUCUCUCUCCUUUUUCCUUUCUCUCUCCUUUUUCCUUUUUUUUUUUCUCUCUCUCUCUCUUCUCUCCUUUUUCCUUUUUCUCUUUUUUUUUUCUCUCUCUCUCUCUCUCUCUUAUUUUUUCUCUUUAUGGACUGUGUAAAGCAACCUUUUUCUUUUUUAAUUUUCUCUUUUUUUCUUUUUUUCUUUUUUUUAAUGGUGAUACGACUUUUUUUAUUUUCCUUCUUUUUUCUUAAAACAACCAUUCUUUUCUUUACUAUUUUUCUUCUUUUUUUUCUUUUCUACAGUUUUAUAAAAAAUUUUCUUUCAUUUCUUUUUCUUAGACAAGAUUUUGUUUUUUUUCUUCUUCACAGUAUAAAACAACCUUUCUUUCAUUUCUUUUUUUUAGAAAGAUUUUGUUUUUUUUCUUGUUCACAGUAUUUUUUGUUCUUUUUUCUUCUUCACAGUAUAAAACAACCUUUUUUUCAUUUUUUUCUUAGACAAGAUUUUUGUUCUUUUUUUUCUUCUUCAUUUAAAAAUUUCUUUUCAAAUUUCGGGUUCAUUUUCUUAGACAAGAUUUUGUUUUCUUUUUUUUCUUCACAACAAGAUUUGUUCUUUUUUCUUUCUUUUCACAGUUUAAAAAAAACCUUUCUUUUCAUUUCUUUUCUUAGACAAGAUUUUGUUCUUUUUCUUCUUCACAACAAGAUUUUGUUCUUUUUUCUUCACAGUAUAAAACAACCUUUCUUUUCAUUUCCUUUUCUUAGACAAGAUUUUGUUCUUUUUUUCUUCUUCACAACAAGAUUUUGUUUCUUUUUUUCUUCUUUCACAGUAAAAACAAUCUUUCUUUCAUUUCUUUUUCUUAGACAAGAUUUUGUUCUUUUUCUUCUUCACAGUAUAAAACAAUCUUUCUUUCAUUUCCUUUUUCUUAGACAAGAUUUUGUUCUUUUUUUUCUUCUUCACAGUAUAAAACAAUCUUUCUUUCAUUUUUUUCUUAGACAAGAUUUUGUUCUUUUUCUUCUUUAUAAAACAAUCUUUUUUCUUUCCUUUUUCUUAGACAAGAUUUUGUUCUUUUUCUUCUUCACAACAAGAUUUUGUUCUUUUUCUUCUUCACAGUAUAAAAACAAUCUUUCUUUUCAUUUCAAGAUUUUGUUCUUUUUUUUCUUCUUCACAGAUAAAACAAUCUUUCUUUCAUUUUGUUCUUUUUUGUUCUUUUUUUCACAGUAUAAAACAAUUUUUCUUUCAUUUCUUUUCUUAGACAAGAUUUUGUUCUUUUUUCUUCUUCACAGUAUAAAACAAUCUUUCUUUCAUUUCUUUUUCUUAGACAAGAUUUUGUUCUUUUUUCUUCUUCACAGUAUAAAACAAUCUUUCUUUCAUUUCCUUUUCUUAGACAAGAUUUUGUUCUUUUUUCUUCUUCACAGUAUAAAACAAUCUUUCUUUCAUUUCUUUUUCUUAGACAAGAUUUUGUUCUUUUUUCUUCUUCACAGUAUAAAACAAUCUUUUCUUUCAUUUUUUUUUAGACAAGAUUUUGUUCUUUUUUCUUCUUCACAGUAUAAAACAAUCUUUCUUUCAUUUCCUUUUCUUAGACAAGAUUUUGUUCUUUUUUCUUCUUCAAAUAAAACAAUCUUUCAUUUCAUUUUAGACAAGAUUUUGUUUUUUUUUCUUACAACAAGAUUUUGUUCUUUUCUUCUUCACAGUAUAAAACAAUCUUUCUUUCAUUUCUUUUUUCUUAGACAAGAUUUUGUUCUUUUUCUUUUUUUUUCACAGUAUAAAACAAUUUUCUUUUCAUUUCUUUUCUUAGACAAGAUUUUGUUCUUUUUUUCUUCUUCACAGUAUAAAACAAUCUUUCUUUCAUUUCCUUUUCUUAGACAAGAUUUUGUUCUUUUUUCUUCACAGUAUAAAACAAUCUUUCUUUCAUUUCUUUUUCUUAGACAAGAUUUUGUUCUUUUUUCUUCUUCACAGUAUAAAACAAUCUUUCAUUUCAUUUUCUUUAGACAAGAUUUUGUUCUUUUUUUUUUCUUCAGACAAGAUUUUGUUUUUCUUAGACAAGAUUUUGUUCUUUUUUCUUUUCUUCACAGUAUAAAAAAACAAUCUUUCUUUCAUUUCCUUUUCUUAGACAAGAUUUUGUUCUUUUUUCUUCACAACAAGAUUUUGUUCUUUUUUUCUUCUUCACAGUAUAAAACAAUCUUUCUUUCAUUUCCUUUUCUUAGACAAGAUUUUGUUCUUUUUUUUCCACAGUAUUCUUCUAUAAAAAAAACAAUCUUUUCUUUCAUUUCCUUUUUCUUAGACAAGAUUUUGUUCUUUUUUUUCUUCAUAAAACAAUUUCCUUUUCUUAGACAAGAUUUUGUUCUUUUUCUUCAUAUAAAACAACCUUUCUUUUCAUUUCUUUUUCUUAGACAAGAUUUUGUUCUUUUUCUUCUUCACAUUUUGUUCUUUUUUCUUCUUCACAGUAUAAAACAAUCUUUCUUUCAUUUCCUUUUCUUAGACAAGAUUUUGUUCUUUUUUCUUCUUCACAGUAUAAAACAAUCUUUCUCUUUCUUUUUCAUUUCUUUUUUCUUAGACAAGAUUUUGUUCUUUUUCUUAGACAAGAUUUUGUUUUUUUCUUCACAACAAGAUUUUGUUCUUUUUCUUCUUCACAGUAUAAAACAAUCUUUCUUUUCAUUUCUUUUUCUUAGACAAGAUUUUGUUCUUUUUUCUUCUUCACAUAUAAAACAAUCUUUCUUUCAUUUCCUUUUCUUAGACAAGAUUUUGUUCUUUUUUCUUCUUCACAGUAUAAAACAAUCUUUCUUUCAUUUCCUUUUUCUUAGACAAGAUUUUGUUCUUUUUCUUCUUCACAAUUUUUGUUCUUUUUUUUUUCUUCUUCACAGUAUAAAACAAUCUUUCUUUCAUUUCUUUUUCUUAGACAAGAUUUUCUUCUUCACAACAAGAUUUUGUUCUUUUUUUUCUUCUUCACAGUAUAAAAACAAUCUUUCUUUCAUUUCUUUUUUCUUAGACAAGAUUUUUUCUUCUUUUUUCUUCUUCACAUAUAAAACAAUCUUUCUUUCAUUUCCUUUUCUUAGACAAGAUUUUGUUCUUUUUUUUUUCUUAACAAGAUUUUGUUCUUUUUCUUCUUCACAGUAUAAAACAAUCUUUCUUUUUUUUCUUAGACAAGAUUUUGUUCUUUUUCUUCUUCACAGUAUAAAACAAUCUUUUCUUUCAUUUCUUUUCUUAGACAAGAUUUUGUUCUUUUUCUUCUUCACAACAAGAUUUUGUUCUUUUUCUUCUUCACAGUAUAAAACAAUUUUCUUUCAUUUCCUUUUCUUAGACAAGAUUUUGUUCUUUUCUUCUUCACAGUAUAAAACAAUCUUUUCAUUUCCUUUUCUUAGACAAGAUUUUGUUCUUUUUUUCUUCUUCAGUAUAAAACAAUCUUUCUUUCAUUUUCCUUUUCUUAGACAAGAUUUUUGUUCUUUUUUUCUUCUUCACAGUAUAAAACAAUCUUUCUUUCAUUUCCUUUUCUUAGACAAGAUUUUUUCUUUUUUUCUUCUUCACAACAAGAUUUUGUUUCUUUUUUCUUCUUCACAGUAUAAAACAAUCUUUCUUUCAUUUCCUUUUCUUAGACAAGAUUUUGUUCUUUUUUCUUCUUCACAGUAUAAAACAAUCUUUUUUCAUUUCAUUUUCUUUUUUCUUAGACAAGAUUUUUUUCUUUUUUCUUCUUCUUCACAGUAUAAAACAAUCUUUCUUUCAUUUCCUUUUCUUAGACAAGAUUUUGUUCUUUUUUCUUCUUCACAGUAUAAAACAAUCUUUCUUUCAUUUCCUUUUCUUAGACAAGAUUUUGUUCUUUUUUCUUCUUCACAGUAUAAAACAAUCUUUCUUUCAUUUCCUUUUCUUAGACAAGAUUUUGUUCUUUUUUCUUCUUCACAGUAUAAAACAAUCUUUCUUUCAUUUCCUUUUCUUAGACAAGAUUUUGUUCUUUUUUCUUCUUCACAGUAUAAAACAAUCUUUCUUUUCAUUUCUUUUUUCUUUUUCAAGAUUUUUCUUUUUUCUUUCUUUUUUCAUAUAAAACAAUCUUUCUUUCAUUUCUUUUUCUUAGACAAGAUUUUGUUCUUUUUUCUUCUUCACAGUAUAAAACAAUCUUUCUUUCAUUUCUUUUUCUUAGACAAGAUUUUGUUCUUUUUUCUUCUUCACAGUAUAAAACAAUCUUUCUUUCAUUUCUUUUUCUUAGACAAGAUUUUGUUCUUUUUUCUUCUUCACAGUAUAAAACAACCUUUCUUUCAUUUCCUUUUCUUAGACAAGAUUUUUGUUCUUUUUUCUUUUCUUCACAGUAUAAAACAAUCUUUCUUUCAUUUCUUUUUCUUAGACAAGAUUUUGUUCUUUUUCUUCUUCAACAAGAUUUUGUUCUUUUUUCUUCUUCACAGUAUAAAACAAUCUUUCUUUCAUUUCUUUUUCUUAGACAAGAUUUUGUUCUUUUUCUUCUUCACAUAUAAAACAAUCUUUCUUUCAUUUCCUUUUUUCUUAGACAAGAUUUUGUUCUUUUUCUUCUUCACAUAUAAAACAAUCUUUCUUUUUUUUCUUAGACAAGAUUUUGUUCUUUUUUCUUCUCUUCACAGUAUAAACAAUUUUCUUUCAUUUCUUUUUUCUUUUCUUAGACAAGAUUUUGUUCUUUUUCUUCUUCACAGUAUAAAACAAUCUUUCUUUCAUUUCUUUUUCUUAGACAAGAUUUUGUUCUUUUUCUUACAGUAUAAAACAAUCUUUCUUUCAUUUCUUUUUCUUAGACAAGAUUUUGUUCUUUUUUCUUCUUCACAGUAUAAAACAAUCUUUCUUUCAUUUCUUUUUCUUAGACAAGAUUUUGUUCUUUUUUCUUCUUCACAGUAUAAAGCAAUCUUUCUUUCAUUUCUUUUUCUUAGACAAGAUUUUUUGUUGCACCAUCCAUGCAGCUGGAGGAUGGUGCAGCGCACUCUGUCAGGCUGGCACCCACAGAAACCCAAUCUGCCCUUCUGUACUCGGCUUCGUCAGAUCCAGCGACCAGAAUCUACAGCCACUGCAUACAAUAUGUCUGAUUCCACAGUAACAAAAAACUUGCCCUUAAACAUGCUUUCAGAAGAAGAAGAAAUGAUGCGAGAAACAGUGUCACGACUGGCAGCUGAGAAAAUCCAGCCACUUGUGAAAGAGAUGGAUGCUGAGAGCAAAAUGGACCAGUCAGUCAUUGAUGCCAUGUUUGAAAAUGGUCUGAUGGGAAUUGAUAUCGAGGCUGAAUAUAAUGGAACUAACUCAACGUUUUUUGUGGCCAACUUGGUCAUUGAAGAACUGGCCAAAGUGGAUCCUUCGGUCAGUGCAAUGGUCGACGUGCAUAACACAGUGGUCAAUGCAGUAUUUCGCAGCUAUGCAUCCGAGGAACAUAAAAAGAAAUAUCUCAGCCGAUUGACAACAGAUACGGUUGGCAGUUUCUGUUUGUCAGAAGCAGGUGCUGGUUCUGAUGCUUUCUCUUUGAAAACGUCUGCAGUGAAACAAGGAAAUCAUUAUGUCCUUAAUGGCAGUAAGAUGUGGAUCACUAAUGCCGAACAUGCUGGCAUAUUCCUGGUCAUGGCUAAUGCCAAACCUGAAGAUGGUUACCGUGGUAUCACCUGCUUUAUUGUUGAGCGGGAUACAGAAGGUUUGACUGUGGCUAAAAAAGAAGACAAGCUAGGUAUUCGAGCAUCCAGUACCUGCAUGGUCCAUUUUGACAAUGUCAUCGUUCCAGAGGAAAAUAUUCUUGGGACAUUUGGGCAUGGCUAUAAAUAUGCAAUUGGUAUUCUCAAUGAAGGCAGAAUUGGGAUUGGAUCUCAGAUGAUUGGUUUGGCAAGUGGUUGUCUUGAUCAUACUAUCAAAUAUGUAAUGGAGAGAAAACAGUUUGGACAGAGCAUAUGGGACUUCCAGAGUAUGCAGCAUCAAAUUUCUCGUGUUGCCAUGCAAAUUGAAGCAGCUCGUUUACUUGUUUAUAAUGCAGCCAGGAUGAAGGAAGCAGGUCAGCCAAUCAUUAAGGAAGCAGCCAUGGCCAAGUUAUUCAGCUCUGAGGUGGCUACAGAAACCACUUCCAAAUGUCUUGAAUGGAUGGGUGGCGUUGGCUUCACCAAAGAUUAUCCAAUUGAGAAAUAUUUCAGAGAUUGUAAAAUUGGAACAAUUUAUGAAGGAACUUCUAAUAUCCAGCUGAACACAAUUGCCAAAUGUCUGAAAGUUGAAUAUCUACAUUGA